This is a messenger RNA of Varroa destructor (honeybee mite), 590 nucleotides long. RefSeq names its product NADH dehydrogenase (ubiquinone) B14 subunit (gene ND-B14). The record is from RefSeq and is a predicted model, not a curated record. Gene Ontology annotation, biological process: response to oxidative stress. Gene Ontology annotation, cellular component: respiratory chain complex I. NCBI's taxonomy places the organism in Eukaryota, Metazoa, Arthropoda, Arachnida, Mesostigmata, Varroidae.
CUAUUGCUUGACUUUGGCGAAGAACAUCGGUAGUACGUUGCAGCUAGGUUUUUGACAGUGAAAAACAUUUCUGAACGACAGUAACAUGUCGAGUGUCGUUAAACAAACAGUCGUGAAGGUUAAGCCGAUAAUGAGCACAUCGAUGCAGGAAGCUCGUCAAAGGGUCAUACAGCUUUACAAGUCGUGGUAUCGCGAGAUGCCAUCCAUCGUUAACAUAUAUGAUGUUCCGAUAACGGUACAGCAGGGCCGAGUAAAGCUGCGGCAGAAGUUCCUCCAAAAUCGAAACGUUAAGGACAUCCGCACCAUUGAUUUGCUCGUUAUUAAGGGUCAGAUGGAACUAAUGGAAACACUCAGUCACUUCAAACAGAAGGGUCACGUAAUGGCAUUUUUUCAAGAUACCGUUCCAGAGAAGCCUAAGGAUUUCCUUUCGAAGUUUCUGGAUGGACACUGAAUAGACAGGGGUGUUCUCCGACUGGAAUAACACGGCUUAGAAUCAGCGAAUUUACUUUGCAUAGGCGAAAAUACAAUGUUGUGGACUGGGAAAUUACGGGAAUCAAAUGAAGGUAAUAACAAUAAAGGAUUUUAGUCAA